AUGACACUCUAUAAGGAGUAUGCUCAUGAAUGUGCCAAGGUAUUAUUAAUGAUUUGGACGGAAACAUUGGCAUAUUAUAGAGAUAAUUUGACACUAAAAACAGCUAUUAAGUCGUUUGUAAAUGCUGUUCUAAGUUAUGGACCAGGACAAGAAAGUUUAAAAUUCAGAUUGCAUUUGAGAUAUGAAUUUCUACAGUUGGGGUUUAAGAAUAUUAUUAACAAGUUAAGAGAACAUGUGAAUCAGACAUGUAAUUCUUUGAGAUGGUUUGUAAUGAAAAUGAAAAUGAAUUAG
Messenger RNA from Macrosiphum euphorbiae (potato aphid), 291 nucleotides. NCBI's taxonomy places the organism in Eukaryota, Metazoa, Arthropoda, Insecta, Hemiptera, Aphididae. The record is from the annotation of a GenBank genome assembly.